Molecule: messenger RNA, 3990 nt
Organism: Aspergillus caelatus
Lineage: Eukaryota; Fungi; Ascomycota; Eurotiomycetes; Eurotiales; Aspergillaceae
Product: 6PF2K-domain-containing protein
Exons: 12
Coding region: 1-3990 (1329 amino acids)
Biological process (GO): fructose 2,6-bisphosphate metabolic process; tRNA wobble uridine modification; fructose metabolic process
Cellular component (GO): elongator holoenzyme complex
Molecular function (GO): 6-phosphofructo-2-kinase activity; ATP binding; protein binding
Source: RefSeq, a predicted model, not a curated record
AUGGACACCCUAUUAACCGCGGAUAUUGUUGCUAACUCCCCGCGAUUCCGGCGCAAGUCGUCAACAUUUGUUGAUGCAAUUCAUGACCUCCCCGAAAAGGCCGAUUUAGCACCGGCUCAGUUGUAUAGUACAGAGUCCGGUCGACUUUUCCACUCCGGGCGGAUUGUCAUUAUUACUGUGGGCUUACCAGCAAGGGGCAAGACGUUGGGCGUUAAGACUAGGAUUUUCCACCUUGGAGACUACAGACGUGCCACUAUCCCAGUUGGCCAGGACAUCCCUGAUGAUUAUUUCUUCGUUAACGCAUCUGCUUCCUCAGUCCUUCUGAGACAAAAGAUUGUAAAACGGUGCCGGGAAGACAUAUACCAAUUUUUGAAUGAUGAAAAUGGCCAGAUAGCAAUAUAUGAUGCUGUUAACCCCUUGGCUUCAGGACGACGAUCGCUUGCGAAGGAGUUCGCCAAGCAUGAUAUUGAGACCCUUUUUAUCGAGUCAUGGUGCGAUGAUGAGCGCAUUAUCGAAGAGAAUGUCCUUCGGGUAAAAAUAUCUUCACCCGAUUAUGUAGGCUGGACCUCGGAGGAGGCAGUGAAGCAUUAUUUGACCCGUAUACACGCUCGGAUCCCUCAGUUCCAGACGAUGGAGGAAAAAGACCUGAACUAUAUCAAGAUGAUCAAUGCUGGCGAAAGGUUGAUUGUUAACAAUCGAAGUUUUGGUUAUCUUUCCCAUCGUAUCGUUUUUUAUCUUCUCAACCUUCACAUAAAAUCUAGACAUACAUAUUUCGCACGGGCCGGUGUUUCCCUGGAAGCUGACUCUUACAAAGCUGAUGCUUCCUUGUCAGAACAAGGGGAGGACUAUGCUAAGAAAAUGACUGAAUGUCUACUGAGGCACAGAGAGUCUGAGAAGCAAGCAACAAUCGACCAAGGAGAGACAGACUAUGAGUUGAAACCGUUGACAGUUUGGACUUCCACCAGGCGUAGGACAAUCGAAACCGCAAAGUAUCUUCACGAGACCGGAUACAAAGUCCGACAGAGAUCACAACUGAGCCAAUUGAACCCAGGUGUUUGCGAGAAGAUGUCAGAAAAGAAGAUUCGUGAAGAAUAUCCAGACGAGGUAGCAAAGCAUGAAUUGGAUCCUUAUCACCAUAGGUACCCUCGGGCAGAGUCGUAUCACGACCUUGCUGUGCGCCUUGAACCUAUAAUAUUGGAACUUGAACGUGAGCAGAAUGAUCUCCUCAUUAUUGCACAUGAAAGCGUCCUAAGGGUUCUAUACGGCUAUCUUAUGGCAUGUAAUGCGGCGGAUAUUCCAUUCCUAGAGUUCCCUCGGGACGAGAUAAUUGAGAUCAUCCCGGAAAGCUAUCAAAAUGAGGCUCGUAGGAUCCAUAUUCCGGACCUCCCCAAGGAAAUCAUUCCUGGCUCACCCCAAGACAUCAAAAUACCUGUGCCCCCCAGUGGGGUCACCACUCCUUUGGUUGGAGGGUUAAGUAGUCCACAAGAAGGGUUUUCGACGCCACAAAGCGGACUUCGGACCCCUCGUGAGCCCGAGAGAAUAUCGCAGCAGCAUCUCAUGGUAUCCAUCACAAGCGAUUAUAUCAGUGUCGGCGGAAACAGGCAUCCCGCCGCCGCUGACUGGGAUGUUCAGUCCGGUGUGCUUGCCUUUGGUGCGGACAACAAUGUGGCUUUGUGGGACCCGAAGGAUAAGUUUCAGCGUGGGGUCUACUCUCUUCUUGUCGGCCAUACCGACAAGGUCAAUGCCGUUAGAUUCUACACAUAUCCCGUUACGGGCACAAAAUUCCUUGUUACUGCUGCUGCCGAUCACACAGUUCGGAUAUGGCGAGGUGUAACGGGUACCCAUCUCCAAUUCACUCAUGCGCAAACUCUAGAAGGUCAUACAAGCUCGAUAAACGCAAUCGCUGUCAGUGAUGGAGCGGAUCUCGUUGCAUCUGGAGCGGCAGAUGGAAGUGUUAAAAUUUGGAGAAUAAUGUUCCAGGGAGAAGAAACCAAGAGCGAGUUACUCACAACUAUAGUUAUGAAGCCACGCUUUUUCCCUCUGGCAUUGGCACUGAAGCCGCUCCAGGCAGAUGGACCCAUGAUAUUGGCAGUUGCAGGCACUACAAACAUCAUACAUAUCUACAUCCUCGAAGAUCCGCUCGGUGAUACUAGUUUCAGGCUUGCUGCUGUGCUAUCCGGUCACGAGGCUUGGGUGCGUUCUCUGUCGUUUACGCGGGAUAAGCAGAGCAAAACAGGAGACCUUUUGCUCGCGUCUGCUAGCCAGGACAAGUAUAUUCGCCUCUGGCGAAUCCAACGUGGGGAGGUUACCCUUGCAGGGGCGGCAGGAGAAGAGGACCCCAUGCUAGGCGAACUCGAACCGACGCUAUCAAAUAAAGCUCAUCAAUUUAAUGCAGCGGGGUCGAAGUAUUCUGUUACUUUCGAAGCUCUUCUGUUCGGGAACGAGGACUGGAUUUACACUACUGCAUGGAACCCCAGCCCCGAACGUCAACAACUUCUCUCUGCUUCUGCGGAUAAUACCUUGACUAUCUGGGAACAAGAUACCGUCUCUGGAGUUUGGGUUUCAGCUGAAAGGAUGGGGGAAAUCAGUGUUCAGAAGGGGUCUACUACAGCUACAGGUAGCACCGGUGGGUUCUGGAUUGGCCUCUGGUCACCGGACGGUAACCAAGUAGUAAGUCUUGGACGAACAGGUAGCUGGAGGGCAUGGAGCUACGAUGCGGAUGCGGAUGUCUGGGUGCAGACCCUGGGCAUAUCGGGACAUGUGCGCUCGGUUAAUGGCGUACGGUGGGAACCUACUGGGGGUUAUUUGUUGUCUACCAGUGGAGACCAGACGACUCGACUUCAUGCCCAAUGGCUACGUGAUGGAAAACAGUCUUGGCAUGAGUUCUCGAGGCCACAAAUUCACGGCUAUGACCUGAAUUGUGUCGAUACAUUGGGACCUGCGCGCUUCGUUUCCGGUGCAGAUGAGAAGCUUUUGCGGGUUUUCGACGAGCCCAAACCAAUCGCUAUGUUACUAGACAAACUCUCUGGAUUCAAACAAUCUGCAGAAGGAGAACUGCCAGACAUGGCUCAGAUCCCGGUUUUGGGUCUCUCAAAUCAAUCGAUGGGAGAAGCUCCAAUGGGAGAGGGGGAGGGGGAGGAGGCAAAUGCUACCACUAUUGGACAAGCUCAGGCAAAUCAAACAAUACUCUCGGAUUCAAACCAGCCACCCUUAGAGGACCAGCUAGCGCGCUACACACUAUGGCCAGAGCACGAAAAACUCUAUGGUCAUGGCUAUGAAAUCUCGGCUGUGGCUGUCAGUUAUGACUGCACACUCAUUGCUACAGCCUGUAAGGCGAGCUCAAUAGAUCAUGCAGUGGUUCGUCUCUAUGAUACAUCGGACUGGCAUGAGAUACGGCCUUCCCUAGCAGCACAUUCUUUAACUAUUACGAGCCUUUCCUUUUCUAGCGAUGACCAGUACCUUCUGAGUGUUGGUCGAGAUCGGCAAUGGGCAGUUUACUGUCGCAGUGAACAAGAUCGAUCUGCGUUCUCACUCAUGGAAUCUCACCCUAAAGGCCAUUCAAGAAUGAUCUUGGAUGCUGCUUGGGCCCCGGUACCGGAUAUCCACACUUUCGCCACAGCUGGUCGCGAUAAGUUAGUGAAAAUCUGGCAAAUUAGCAACGGGUCCUUUGUAUGCAAAACAUUAAUCACACUGAAGAGCUCCGUUACCGCAAUAUCAUUCCUCCCGAGGGCGCAGGCGAACUCAGUCUUCCUUGCUACAGGCGAGGAUAGUGGUGAACUGUCUUUAUACAAAAUCGCAGUUGACGGCCUGGAGGCAACCCAUCUGGGUAAUAUCGACAAGCUAAUAUCCCCGUCCAAAGCGAUCACACAACUCGCAUGGCGACCUUCUGCAAAAUACGAUACCAGCCGAGACGAAUAUAGUCUCAGGCUUGCCGUUGCAAGUGAGGACACCUCAACACGUAUAUAUGCUAUUUCGAACAUGGUUUCAUGA